UCGUGGAGAGCAGACGUGCGCUGCUGCCUCUGCGAAAUCCCCGCUCUCGGGCAGCUGUAUUAAACCAACACAUGGCCGACACACGGACACUCACACAAACACUCAAUCAGACACGCACACCUGUACACCCAGCGCGCGCGCAAAUCGCCGAAAUUAAAGCAAAGCGAAACGGAAAAUGCUUAAAUGUCCACGUGAAACGGUGCACAAAAUAAUCGAAUAACGAAAACAAAUCGAAUCAGUGAUAUUAAAGUGGAGUUCUUGUUUUUUUGAAAAAAAUCAAUGCCGUUAAUCGACGCACACGGAUACACACAUAAACGCACACGUGUGCUUCAGAAGCCAAAACACACCGAUACACCAAAACACACACACACAUACGUGCAUACAGAAGGCCUAACAAAGUGAAAGUAACGAAAUUAGCAGCACAAUUUUGAGACAACAACAAAAACAAGAAAAGAGUUUAGGGCUAAAAUAUAAGUAGAUAAAAAACAAGCGGCAACAGCAGCCGCCAACGCAAAAACAACCUGAGCAAGAUAAACACGCAAAACAAAGCGAACUGGGUCAGUGAGCGAAAAGGAGGAGAAGGAGACAGGAGUAGGACGUGGAGGAGGAGGAGAGGAGAAGGAGAAGGAGCGGCGAGGAGGAGCACGAAAAGUGGCCACAAUGUUGCAUGUGCUGCAGCCAAAGUGUAGCAUACUUAAUGCGGCAACGGCUGCGUCGCCCAAGCGGAAAUUAACUUUCGUGGUUUAAAGCGUUUUGGCAGACAAUAGACGAUGGCUCUGGGCAACAUCGGGAGCAGCAGCCAAAUAGGAAGAGGCCAUUACGGCUUUAAUCCCAGGAAAGGAGCAACAACAGCCACAUCAGCAGCAGCAACAAAUCUAAUUACAGAACAACAAUAAGGCCAGGACCUGGUGCCACCGAUGAUGAUGAUGAUGAUGAUGUUAGAAAACUUCCGUUUUGUUUGCCCGGGCGGAAAUGAGGCUCAAUAUGUCGCCCAGUCACAGGUUACCUUUCCAACUCUGUGAGCAGUGACCUCGAACGCAUAGAGCUAAAGGAAUCCCAGCCCCCCUCGAUUGCCUGAAAUUUAAUUAAAGCGCAAAAAACACGAAACGGACUCUUGCGAUAAGGGUCGAAACAAAAGAGCAGUUUCCCCCCAGGAGGAGGAGGUGGACGAGGCGGCGUGGGUGUGUCGGUGGGUUGGCCCAUAAAUCUAACCGCCCACCAGCCACCCGGCAACCAGGCAAUCCGGCAACCCGGCAGCAACCCAUGUUGCACGUUGCUGCAAUCGAGCUGGCCCACGUCCACUGGCCAAUUAGCUGCUGCAACAGCCGAGAGCGGCUAUCGUUUGGGCUCCAUUGAACGCGUACACCAGCCGAGCGCAGCUGCCUCUCUGAUGACUGCCGCCAAAAGACGUGCGAGCAGCAGCAACAGCAGCGGCAGCAGCAACACUAGCGGCAGCAGUAAUGGCAACGAGCAGCACUCCCAGCAGCAACAUCUGCAGCUGCAGCAGCAGCAGCAGCAACAGCAGCAUGCCCAGCCAAACGAGUACCAACAGUUGCUGCAGCAUCCCCACCAUCACUACCAGCAACACUACAACAGCAACAGCAACAGCAGCAACACGCAGCAAUACCACCAGAGACAGCAGCAACAUCAGGCGACAUUGCGCGACUGCUCCGUCAAAUUGCCGCUGGAUAUCCUAUGGCUACCGAAAUCGGCAAUGCGGCCGGCGGGUCCUGAUACCUCGCCCACGGACUGCAUCCUGGUGGUGGGCGUUUCCCGUCCAAAAUUGGCCGUCGUCUUCCUUACGGUCAUGUUGAUCUCGCUGUUCCUCACCUUCCACGUUCUGUACGAUAGUGCCGUGUACAAUAUCCAAGCGGCCCAGGCUGUCCACGAAAGGCAUCGUCUAUCUAUGACCGCCUCCGCAUCGGCUCUGGCAUCCUCCUCCUCAUCGUCGUCCAGUUCCGGCGGCUCCUUCUCCUUCUCCUCCUCCGCCGGUGGCGCCUCCAAUCAUCUGCCCGUGUUCGUAAAGCCCGUGCCCAGCUCCAAUCAGCUCAGCCAUCCCAUGGUCUUUCCCUCCAGCCGUGUGCACUUUCCAAAAACCAGUCGACGGUUGCCGCAGGCACUCAUCAUCGGUGUGCGAAAGUGUGGAACACGGGCGUUGCUGGAGAUGCUCUACCUGCAUCCGCGGAUCCAGAAGGCCGGCGGCGAGGUGCACUUCUUCGACCGGGACGAGAACUACCUGAAGGGUCUGGAGUGGUACCGCAAGAAGAUGCCACACUCGUUCCGUGGCCAGAUAACCAUCGAGAAGAGUCCCAGCUACUUUGUGUCGCCAGAGGUGCCGGAACGCGUGCGGGCCAUGAAUGCGAGCAUCAAGCUGCUCCUGAUUGUACGGGAGCCGGUGACCCGGGCCAUUUCGGACUACACGCAGCUGCGUAGCCAUGCGGCCACCGCCAUUCUGCCGUUGGCCGAGAAGGAUCCACCAAGUCCGAAGGAGAGUUCUGGCAGUGGGGCAGGUGGUGGUGCUGGUGGUGGUGGGGGAAGCGGGACCGCAGCUGCCAAGAUGCCAACACAAUCACUGCUGUAUGCCAAACUGCAGUCGGCCCGUGGCUAUGACAAUGCCCUGUUGGGUGGCAGUGGGGCGGGCGCCAAGGAGACCAAAGGCAAAACGGUAUCUUCGUCUUUGGUCAGGAGACAGGCGUUGGGCAGUGGCGGUGGUGUCGCUGGAGCUGCGAUGACCACGACUACAAUGUCGCCAAUGGCGAGCGCCGCCCAAAUGGCAGCCAAGUCCUUUGAGGAGCUGGCCAUAUUUCCCAAUGGCACCGUUAACGAGGCUUAUCGACCGCUCAGCAUCUCCAUGUACCAUGUCCACCUCCAUCGCUGGCUGGAGGUCUUUCCGCGGGAGCAGCUGCUGGUGGUCAAUGGGGAUCGCCUCAUCGAAGAUCCGGUUUCUCAGCUUAAACGCAUCGAGGCUUUCUUGGGCAUUGAACAUCGUGUGAAUAGCGAGCACUUCUACUUCAACGAGACCAAGGGCUUCUACUGUCUGCGCUACGACAACGGGGAUCGCUGCCUCCGAGAGACGAAGGGCAGGAAGCAUCCGCAUGUGGAUCCCGUGGUGGUCUCCAGAUUGCGAAAGUUCUUCGCCGAGUACAAUCAGCGAUUCUACGAGCUGGUCGGCGAGGAUCUCGGCUGGCCGGAGGAGUAAUCUCAUCGCGGCCAAAUUGGCUGGCAAAUGGAGAGCUCUUCGCUGGCCUGGCUGCCCAUAAAUCUGCUGUUGGUCAAACGUUUGGGUCACAGUGCAUCCAAUUUAAUUACAGGCAAGAGCGGCUGAUGGAAAAAAACGAGCAAAGUUAUCCAGGACUUUCAUUUGCCCUUUUCCGUUGCAUACUUUUGCGGGAGGCGGAGCGCAGUAUUUCCGCCUGGCCGAGUCGAGCUACUCUGACAGUUCAAUUAUGUGCGCGUAUUGAAAAAUUGCAUUCCUAUUUUCCCGGGCCAGCCCCACCACCCACCAUCCCACUGCGAUCCCCAUCACAAUCACCAUCACCACAUGCAAAUUUGCCUUUGCAGGAGCAAAGAACAAGCGAAGGAACAAGGAUCCGCAUAUACAAAAUAUAUAGUAAAAUAAACUGCACGCAUUUUGCUGUGCAGCAGGCCAUGAAAAUGUGUGUGCAUGAAUGGGGCAUACAUGUCGUGUAUAUAUAUAUACAUAUAGUAUAUAUAUAGCGAAAUGAAAAGCAAUAUCUACAUGAUGUUCGAAGGUUACACGUUUUCUACGUCUGCUUGUGUUCUACAUACUCAUUCUCUCUCCUCGUGCGUGCGUGCGUGUGUGUGAGUGAAUCGGAGUGUUCGAGGGGAUAAAAAUUAAUUAAGCAACUAAAUGUGAUUUUAUAGCAUGUAAGCAUAGGACAAAUUGAAAAUGAUUGCGAUUGCUGCUUGUGGAUAUAUGCUGAUUAUGGGUGGGAGGGAGAGAGUGAGAGAUAUGGAAAUGAGGAGUGAAGUGGCAAUUAAAAAUGUAUUUAGACUAACAGUCGGCUGAAUUAAAUGUGUGCGUACAGAAACAUGAACAAAACUAAACAUAUCACAUUUAUCAUAGCAUAGUAUAGUUUAAUCUAGUAUAGUUUAUACACAACAUAAAUACAUAUCAGGGGUACUCGAGGUCCUCAAGCAACUUGAAUACUGAAAAUGAUUGAACUAAUGCAAUUGGUGCGUAUGUUACAUAUCAAAAGCUAAACCAACCAUGAAAUCGAAACAUAUCAGCUGCAAACGUCGGCAAAUAUACAAAAAAAGUAAAUAUACAAGCAAAUAUAUAUAUAUACAUAUAUAUUAUAUACAAACGUAUCGUAGACAGUAAGUCGAGCAUCAAAUUUGUUGUAAAUGACUUUGAUUUUGACCUAGUUUGUAGUGCGCGAUGUGUCACGGAAUCGUCAUAGACAAACUUCUAGUUGAAUAUAGCCGUAUUCUAGGUUAAUAUCGCACUGCCUAAACCAAAAAAUAGUUAUGUCUGUUUAGAUAAUUAUACUGCACCCACUUAGUGAUAGGUUUAUCAAAGAUAGUUUUUUAAUGCAUUUUUAAGCCAGAUUAUUUUAUAUUCCUAAAGAGAGAAAAGCAUAUCAAUUACGGCGACUCUACCUAUAGUUACACAUAAUAUAUACAUAUAUAUAUAUACAUACACUUACCAGCUGUUUGGCUAACGUUUAAACAUUUCAUAUGCAUAUCAAACUCAAUGUGAAAAACUCAACCUAGGCUAAUACUUUCCGUGACGAUCCAUCCAAUUUCGGUUUACACCAACUUAUACACACUCUUUCAUGGAGAUAUGUGUACGUAUUAAUACCCCUUUGGUUCGAGUACCAGUUCAUAGGGAUCUUCAGCACAGAACUCGACUAGCGCUUAAACAAUACUAAACAGAAAAUAGACUAUGGAAUGUAUAAAUCUUGUUUUUACAGUGUAUCUCCUUAUAUACAUCCAAUGCUGAUCUCCUAACGACAAUGGAACCACGAAAGGAAUGAAACAAACCAAGCAAUAUAAAUUCAAAGCAAGACUGAAGGUCCUCCGCAGAAUGUUUUAUUCUCCUACAUUUUUUUUUAAGUCAGUCACUGAGUUGUUUUGAAUUCUGUAAACCAACCGAAAGCAAAUGUAGUAGCAAAGACAACGAACAUUUCUAAUUUGUUUAUAUUUUUAUACAGAUGCGAAAAGUACAUUAACCGAAGUCCAGGAAAGAUAACUGAAAUGGAACCAAUUUCCGUUUAAAAAUAUAUUAUAGUAAUGCGAAAUUAUAUAUUAAUAUACUCAAAGAGCAAUUUGUAGUCACAUUUUGUCCUCUAACUUGAACUAAGCCAAUUGCAUACGAAAUACAUAUCAAAAGUUUAACUCAACUCUAGAUCCUCCAUUGAUAUUGAUAUAUUGAUAUUAUUGAUGUAUUGUCUACUUAAAUUGAACGUGCAAAACUCAAACUAUAAUGUACCUUAAAAAUCAACUCUCUAUUUCUUUAACUUUAACUUAAACUCUAAUGAUAACUCAACUCUUACAACUUAUUCAAACUUUCAAUGUACAUACAUAUACAAAAUAUUCAAAAAUUAAAAAAAAAAACACACAAAAAUAAACCAACUAAUAACGAAACAAAAUCGUAUAGAAAUUCAACAAAUUGUAAGAAAACCAACAAGAAUCAACAUUUUAUGCUAUGGAAAAUUUUACGCAUGCAAUAAAUAAAUGUAAUUCGAAA
Molecule: messenger RNA, 5713 nt
Organism: Drosophila mauritiana
Lineage: Eukaryota; Metazoa; Arthropoda; Insecta; Diptera; Drosophilidae
Gene: Hs3st-A
Exons: 9
Coding region: 1391-3199 (602 amino acids)
Molecular function (GO): [heparan sulfate]-glucosamine 3-sulfotransferase activity
Source: RefSeq, a predicted model, not a curated record